This is a messenger RNA of Pelagomonas calceolata, 1639 nucleotides long. The record is from the annotation of a GenBank genome assembly. NCBI's taxonomy places the organism in Eukaryota, Pelagophyceae, Pelagomonadales, Pelagomonadaceae.
CUUGCAGACGCUAUGUCAGACGCUAUGUAGACGCUAUGUGCACAAGACGUGAUCUGUGCGAUGUGCUCAACGAUUUAAUCGCAUCGAUGCCAGAAGCAAAGAUGCCAGCAGCCGCGCCGCCUCGUGCAAGGCGCUAAUCGACCGGCACAAGUCCUCGUGCGCACAAUUUCUGCUGCAGCUCGAAGUGCAUGCGCUAAUCUCUACCGCAAACGGCAUAACAUUCUCGUGCAUGCGACCCGCAGUGACGGCCUGCGCCGCGCUCGCCACGGCCGCGGCGCUGUGGAGCUGGCUCCGGCGUAGAAGGCGCCGCGAACUGGCGCGGCGCUACGCCUACGAACUGCUGGGAGACCCGCGCGUGCGCCGGUCGCUCGACCCGUACCCUUCCUCAACAACUGUGGCGGCGCUGUCGGCGCUGACAGGCGUGGCUACUGCAAAAAUCCGCAAAUUCUCGGCCGGCGCGCGCGACGGCGCCUGCGCGAGGCCCUGGCACGCCGACGGCGCGCCGCGGGCUGGCGGCCGCACGAAACGGAAGGCGUCGCACUACUACUUUGUGCUGCACAAGCCGCUGGGCGUGGUGACGCAGCGCGACGACGCGUCGACGAAGACCUACGUGCCACGGCCCGGCCGCAACGACAAGCGGUGGCGGCCGUGGCGCCGGCAGUAUGUGCCGACGGUCUACGACGGCCUUCCAGAUGGCUUCCCGCCCGUGCCGUCGGUGGGGCGCCUCGAUAAAGAGACGAGCGGCCUUUUGCUGUUCACGGACGACGGCGCGCUCACGACGCGGCUCCUGCGGCCCGGAAGCGGGUGCGAAAAGACGUACGUGCUUGACGUGACGGGUGUGGUCAGCGACGCCGCCCUCGCGUCAUUGUCCGAGCCGCUCGACGACGUCACGAAGCACACGCGCGAGAAGGUCAGGACGGCGCCGGCGCGCGUGAAGGUCGUGAGCCGAAGCGAUGAAGGAGCGCGCGUCGAAGUCGUCAUUUCCGAAGGCCGUCACCACCAGGUCCGGCGCCUGGCCGCGCGCGCCGGGUUUGCGGUGGAGGCGCUCCACCGGAAGGCGAUGGGACCAUUGCGCCUCGACGACCUCCCCGUCGGCGCGGCGCGGCCCCUGACCCCCGACGAGGUCCAGACCCUACUAUCAAAUUGCGGCCUGGAGAAGAAGCGCGGGCCUCCUCGGCCGCUCCCCGUCGCCGCGGCGCCGGAGCUCACGCGCGCCGCGGUCGAGGCGGCGAUCGAUGAUCUUGUGAGGAGGCAUCCUUGAUAAGUUUUGUUGUAGUACUAUUUAACGAAACCCCUUGCACCCUUUAUACGCCGACCUCUCGGAAGUCCGUCCCGGCGCCGGGCCGCGAAGGCGCCGGCGGCGACCGGUCCGGGUCGCGGUCCUGGUGGAGCGGGUUCUCCGGCCUGUGUGGAAAUCAACCAGUGAGAAAUAUUGCGGUGGACCUUUGUGAGCCUCCACGCCAUCGAGCCGACGCGGCCACUGGGACAACGUCGCGUCGAUGGCGUGGAAUCGCCACGCCUUUCCACUCCGGCGCGGGCUCGUGGUCGUCGAGCUCGUCCGACAGGUCGAGGCGGCCGUAGCGCUGCUCGGCGAUCUCGACGCGGUCGGAGCCGCCCGCGGCGCGCUUGACCUUGUUCU